Molecule: messenger RNA, 6957 nt
Organism: Owenia fusiformis
Lineage: Eukaryota; Metazoa; Annelida; Polychaeta; Sabellida; Oweniidae
Source: the annotation of a GenBank genome assembly
UAGAUGUAAUCUAAUUUUCGUGCUGAUAUGGCUUAUUUUUGAGAAAAGAAAUCAGAUCAUAUUAGAAUCUUAUCUGCAACCUUUGAGAUUGUGGAGAACUCUUUAACAAAGAUUUGAACUGAUGAGUGAAGAUACAAUGUUACAUGGUUGAAACUAUAAUAUUGUCUGGUGUUUUAAAAGUAUGAAUCCAAUCACCAUGGCACACAGGAAUAGAGAUCAGUUUAGAAAUGGUGCCUUUCUACAGCCUGACUACAACUGUUUUAAUGACAUUAAUGACAAUUUCCAGAAUCAGUUAAGUCAACCGCAGCCUAGUAUAUUUGGUGCUCAUGACAAUUUCCAAUAUCAGCCUUGUCAACCGCAGCCUGGCAUAUUUGGUGUUAAUAACAAUUUUCAGAAUCAGCCAUGCCAACCGCAGCCUGGUAUAUUUGCAAAUAACAAUUUUCAGAAUCAGCCAUGUCAUCCGCAGCCUGGUAUAUUUGCAAAUAACAAUACCCAGAAUCAGCCAUGUCAUCCACAGUCUGGUAUAUUUGCAAAUAACAAUACCCAGAAUCAGCCAUGUCAUCCGCAGCCUGGUAUAUUUGCAAACAAUAAUACCCAAAAUCAGCCAUGUCAUCCGCAGCCUGGUAUAUUUGCAAAUAACAAUACCCAGAAUCAGCCAUGUCAUCCGCAGCCUGGUAUAUUUGCAAAUAACAAUACCCAGAACCCGCCAUGUCAUCUGCAGCCUGGCAUAUUUGCAAAUAACAAUACCCAGAAUCAGCCAUGUCAACCACAGCCUGGUAUGUUUGGUGCUAAUAACAGUUUCCAGAAUGAGCCAUGUCAACCACAGCCUGGCAUAUUUGGUGCUAAUAACAGUUUCCAGAAUGAGCCAUGUCAACCACAGCCUGGCAUAUUUGGUGCUAAUAACAGUUUCCAGAAUGAGCCAUGUCAACCACAGCCUGGAAUAUUUCGUGCUAAUAACAAUUUCCAGAAUCAGCAAUGUCAACCACAUCCUGGAAUAUUUGGUGCUAAUAACAGUUAUCAAAAUCAGGCAUGUGAACCGCAAUCUGCUUAUUUUGAAGCUAAUAACAAUUUACAUGAUCAACCAAGACAAUAUGGUACUGACAUCAGUUCUCAACAACGUCAAUGUCAACCAUAUUGUGGUACAUCUUGGUCCAGUAAAUGUAUUCCAAAUGAACACAGACAACAAAAUAAAUGUUCUAGUCAAUUAGACCACAUGCGUAAUAAUAGGAAUAUCAAUGGUUCUUUUGCUCAUAGGAAUAAUUCUGCCCAUAAAGUGCUAGGUAGUGAUAGUGCUCACUUUAAGUAUAGUUCUUCCAACAUGAAGCAUGAAGCUAAUUCCAGGCAAGAGUUACAUAGUUCAAGUUUAGUUGAACACAGGAAUGUUAGGAAACUAGAAUUGUAUCAAGGUUCAGGUGAAGUUAACAACAAACAUAACGUUAAAGUUGUUAACAAACUGCAAAAGCUGGAGAAUUCAGGUAUAGUUGAACAAAAGAAAGUUAAGAAAUUAGAAUUGUGUCAAGGUUCUGGUGAAGUUAACAACAAACAUCAUGUUAAAUUUGUUAACAAUCUGCAAAAGCAGGAGAAUUCAGGUAUAGUUGAACGCAAGAAAGUUAAGGAAUUAGAAUUGUGUCAAGGUUCUGGUGAAGUUAACAACAAAUAUCAUUCUAAAGUUGUUAACAAAUUGCAAAAGGAGGAGAAUUCAGGUUUAGUUGAACACAAGAAUGUUAGGAAACAAGAAUUGUGUCAAGGUUCUGGUGAUGUUAACAACAAACAUCAUGUUAAAGUUGUCAAAAAACUGAAAAAGCAGGAGAAUUCAGGUAUAGUUGAACACAAGAAAGUUAGGAAAUUAGAAUUGUGUCAAGGUUCUGGUGAAGUUAACAACAAACAUCAUGUUAAAGUUGUUAACAAACUGAAAAAGCAAGAGAAUUCAGGUAUUGUUGAACACAGCAAUGUAAGGAAACUAGAAUUGUGUCAAGGUUCUUGUGAAGUUAACAUUAAACAUCAUGCUAAAGUUGUUAACAAACCGAAAAAGCCGGAGAAUUCAGGUUUAGUUGAACACAAGAAAGUUAGGAAACUAGAAUUGUGUCAAGGUUCUGAUGAAGUUGACAGAAAACACCAUGAUGCAUAUGAAACAUCACUUACAGUAUUUUACAAAAAGCAAAGGCAGGAAUUGUCAAAUGCCAAAGAAAAAACAGUCACAGUUGCACAACAAAAAAAGAGCAAGAACAAGCACAAAGUACAAAAUACUGACAACCUUGUAAAACAUGAAAAAGAAAAAUCAACCAAUAAAGAUGCAAAGAAAGCAGAGAACAUUAAUCCAAAACAACAAAUAUAUCAUGCCAAGAAAGAAGAGACUUUGAUCUCAAAAGAAGAAUCAUUGAUUUCAAAACAAGAGCACCAUGCUUACAGAAUAGAGACAGUGAAUGAACUAAAUGAAAAAGGUUGUACCAAAACUAGAAUUCCGAAGAUAAAAAUGUUGCAGGUUUCACAUCUAAGGAAAAAGAAUCGUAUCCCAUUUUCAUGCAAACCCAACAAUGGAAACCCAUUAUCAUCACCUAAAAAGGUUUUCAGUUUUGCCAUCUCACAAGAAAAGGGAUCAAACACCAGACAUAACAUUCAAGAAAACAAUUCUUCUAUUAGGAAUACUGAAAUAAGCUCAUUGCAGUUGUCAAACACUGGGACAAAAAACAACGUUGGUUCAAAUGAUCCAGACAAUAGUAAAAUCAGUAAAAUUGUUAAAAGUUUUGAGAAACCUCCAAGCGCUUUUGAUGACAGUUGGAAAAUUCCUAGAACCAAAACAGCUCAAAGACUUCUGCAGUUGAGACAGAAUCUACCAGAUAGUGAGAAAAUAAGGCUUAAAUAUGUUGGACGAAAUAUAUGCCGUUUCUUAAGAAUAAAGAAAAGAAAUAACAGGAUUCUCAUAAAAAGAAACGCUCAGUCUCUUCAAACCGACCCAGAAUGUGUUAAAACCAGAGAGAGACGUUCAAGCAAAGAGAAACAUCCUAAAGCCUUCACUGGUUUAAAAAGUCUACCAAAAGGUGGAAGAUCAAAAAACGUUAAAAAAUCAAUGAUGUCUUCCAAGAAGUUUACAAUUGACAUGCAUUCAAAGAGGAAACAAAGAGUAAACACACAAGAAAAGGGUAGACACAGGACCAGACUAUAUGAAGAAGACAGCCCUAAUAUUAGAAAACAAGUCAAGCAAACUAGAUUGAAAGGCAAAAAAUCAAACCAAACAAAAAGUAAAUAUGCCAAAUGUACAUCAAACAUCUCAAAUACACAGUCUACAUGUGUUAAACAGAUCACCACAUCUAGUAUCAAUCUAACCCAAUCUCCAGUGAGAGAAAGAGAGCCAUUAAGUGAACCCAUUAAGAACUCAAACCAGUUGGAGAAGACCAAAUCAGUUACCAAAGAUGAAGAAAUGGAUGACCCCAUUCCAAAAUUGAAGGAAUCUUUAUCCCAUCAGGAAGAUAGAACCAAGCUGAAAAACGAAGCCCAUUGUUUAAAAGAAAUUCCAAGUCCUAUAGAAAAUGUCAAAAACAUUGAUAUUCAUGAAGAGACAGAGAUACUUGGUAAAGUUGCAGUUGCAUUAAAAAACUGUUUUGAUGAUAAUGAACUUACCUAUCAAUCCCUUGAUGUCCCACCUUCUGGAGAUAGGAGCAAUAUGACUUCAGGUGAUCUUACCAGUUUGAUUAGAACAUAUGAUAUUUCAGACUCUGAGCUGAUCUCCAGGCCAGAUCAUGAAAAUGCUCUCUUGGAAAAGGAUUUUGAGACAUUAUUAGAUGUGAAUUCGAACACAUUGGGAAUAUCAAUGAAAGAGACUUCAACUGAUUCAAAUUAUUCAGAUGCAAAGCUAUCUGGAGUUACCUUGUUUGAAGAACUUGAAGAAAACACAGACCAGCUGAAAUUUGACAUCGAACACUGUAUUGAUCUCCUGGAUAAACAAGAUAUAAUGUCUCCUUCAGAUUCUGAUAAUACAUUCCAGGUUAAAAUACCUCCAGAAUCUGAACCAGUAAAGUCCGAUGAGCCACCUCUACUUGAAAAUGAAAUGAAUUUGGAAAGUUCAAAUCUCAUGUAUAAUUCCAGACCCCCUACCCUUGACAAACAAGUCACUCGUACAGAUGAUUCUCAAAAGAUAAGUGACUUUGUUGAAGUUGCUAAGACCAAAGAAAUGACUGGUGUAAAUAAAAGUGGUGCUGGUGAUAAUAAUCAGUCUGUAGAGGUAGAUGAAAACAACAACAUGGCUGACCCAAUAACUACUGUACUUAAAAAGAAAGAGAAGAAACGAGUUGUUGGUGGUACAAAACGGAAAAGCAACAAACAAAAAGGUUCGCCUAAAAGAAAAAGGAAAAGGCAAUGUUCUAGUGAAGAACACCAAUCUGAUGAGAGAAACAAGCAGAUAAUAGAUGUGACAAAGGAUCAUAGCAUGCCAUCAAAUGUAAACAUAUGCACAUUUGGAAGCACAACUCUUGUAUUGAUGAAAAAUGAAGUACAUUUAGAAGAUUCAUGCAUAACUCAAAAUAACCUGACAAUAAAAAAUGAUAGCACAAUGCAAGAUCUUCCCGAGGACUAUGAAUCCAGUGGUGAUUCUUCUCUUUGUGAAUUCAAAGAUUUCAAAUGUCCAAAUUGUGCAUACUCAACCUCUUAUGUAAGAUUUUUUAAACGACAUAUUGCUCACCAUAAGAAUGUGCAUUUGUUAAAAUGUGACCUGUGUUCAUACAGUACAAAUAAGAGUGUGUCAUUAAAACGUCAUUCUAGAUGGCAUAAACAUGUGAAAGGCCAAAAUGUUUUGAAGUUCACCCCUCAGAAUACCAUAAAGGAUAAGUAUUCUUCCACAGAUGAAACAAAGUUGACUCCUCGUGAUACUAUGGAAAUUAAGAAAUCAACCUUAGAUCAGGGAAAUUACGACACUAGUGAUAUUUUAGAAAUUAAGAAAUGUACAAUAGAUGGGGCAAAGUUUCCCCAACGUGAUUCUAUAGGAAUAAAGAAAACCAAGGAUGAGGAAAAAGUCAACCCACAUCAUUCUUCAGAAACUAAGAAACCCACCAUAGAAGAAGUGAUAAUUCUUGAACCCGAUGACUUGCCUGAUGAUAUCAAUGUAUCAGAUAUAUCCACAGACUCAUCUUUACCAGAUUUGAGCAGUGUAAUUCAUAGCAAACCUAUUGAGAAAUCUAUCAAAAAUGAGGCAAAAGUGACAUCUCAUGAUACCAUAGAAAUUAAGAAAUCUACCAAGGAUGAGGUAGAGUUGACUCCACAUGAAACCAUGGACAUUAAGAAAUGUACCAAAAAUGAGGCAAAAGUGACAUCUCAUGAUACUAUAGAAAUUAGGAAAUCUACCAAAGAUGAGGUAGAGUUGACUCCACAUGAUACCAUGGACAUUAAGAAAUGUACCAAAGACGAGGCAAAAUUGACCACUCAUGAUACCAUAGAAAUUAAGAAAUCUACCAAAGAUGAGGUAGCGUUGACUCCACAUGAUACCAUGGAGAUUAAGAAAUCUAUCAAAAAUGAGGCAAAAUUGACCUCUCAUGGUACUAAAGAAAUUAAGAAAUAUACCAAAGAUGAGGUAAAGUUGACUCCACAUGAUACCAUGGAGAUUAAGAAAUCUACCAAAAAUGAGGCAAAAUUUACCGCAUGUGAUAGUCUAGAAAUUAAGAAAUGUACCAUAGAUGAGGCAAAGUUGACCCCUUACGAUACUUUAAAGACCAAGAAAUCCAUUAUGGAUGAGGUAAAAUUGACAACCUAUGAUACUAUAGAAACUAAGAAACCCACCAUAUAUGAAGAGAUAACUCUCGAAACAGAUGUUUUGCUUGAUGAUAUCAAUGUAUCAGAUACAUCCACGGACUCAUCUUUACCAGAUUUGAGCAGUAUAAUACAUAGCAAACCUAUUGAGAAGGACUCAGAUGCAAAUGAAAGAGUUGAAAGAAAACUGAGAAGUAAAACACAGAAGCUGCAUGUAUCAAGAGCUUAUGAAAGAAAAAGGUGUAGAACACACUUCAGUUCGGAAGCAUCUGAUGAACUGCCAAACAUAAUUGUCAAACGUAGAGCAACUAGAGUGCCUAGGGGUUUGCUUAACAUGCUUGACAACAACUGAAUUUUUUAUACAGUUUGAUCAACAAAGUGAAUCUGACUAGCUAUGUGCUUUAAACAGUGAAUGUUUAUAAUGGAGAAAGUAAUUUUUCUUUGUAUUUUUUCUUAAAGUAAAGUAGCCAGACAUUAAUCAAGGCAAUAGAAAUUAUAGUAGAAAGAAUUUUAUGUUCACAGACCUUACUGGGGUGUUGUUAAGUGUUUAUAACAAAUAACUGAAUAUAAUUAUUGGUCAUAUUUUGAUGUUCUACAAUGUAGUUUUCUUGCCUGGUUGAGGCCAAUAGAUUUGUUAUUUACUGUUUGAAUUUGUACAUGUUUACUCAGUAUUUAGACAAUCACACAUUUUGUACUUCUCAUUUUGGCAAUGUUUUACAAUAUUUUUUUUAUUUUUUCCAAAUAUUGAGAUGUAUUCAUUUAAAAAACACCAAGAGAAAAGGCCUUAUUAAAAACUGCCUAUAGUAAGUAGAAUUCCAGUGAAUGAUCAUGAUUGAUGAAACAUUUCAAAGCAUCAUUAUUCAUUAAGGUUAAUUUUUAGCAUAAUUGGGAAUGUGUUAUAAAGCUUAUGUACUGUAGGUAUAUAAUAUUUAGUUUUGAAAUCAUUUGAUAGUCUACAAUAAGUAUUUAUCGCUAUAGUUGAUGAUCAUGGCUAGAAUCAUAAUUUCCCUCUGAGUCAGAGAGAUGAGUUCUAAUUAUAGGUAAUUUACUUUGUAUUUCUCUGUUAUAUAUGUUUUUGUAUUGUAUACAAUUUACAAAACAUGAUGAUCUCACACAUCUUCAUUUUGAAAAGUAAGAAAAUAUUUUUGUACUAGAAUUUUGUAGUUUUGUUAAGACUUUUGAUUUUCAACCCCUGUAUUCAACAAGAGGAGAGGAUACCCA